Rotaria sp. Silwood2 is the source of this 294-nucleotide messenger RNA. Lineage: Eukaryota; Metazoa; Rotifera; Eurotatoria; Philodinida; Philodinidae. The record is from the annotation of a GenBank genome assembly.
AUGAUUGGUGGUCGUGUAAUCAACACCGAUAAAAAUAAUGCUAUUGCUUCCAUUAUAUAUCCAGAUGUCCCUCAAAAUUGUGGCGAUUUACGUGCUUAUUUAUAUAAAUAUGAUGAAGAUGCCGGUGACAAAUUUACUGUUAACGAACAUGAAAAUGAAACUGAUUGGAUAUGUACUGGUUUACGAAACGGACUUCGUGCCACAUCGUUUGAUGUACCUAAUUAUGUUAUUAUCAAAGCAAAUGCAUCGAAAACAUUUACAAUAAAAUUAAUGGAAAUAACAAUAGUUAACUAG